GCCAUCAUCGACACUCGUUGUUUCCAGUUUGAUUUUGUAUUCGAAGCCAACGAUUCACAGGAAUGUGUCUAUCAGUCAUGUGCGUUUCCUAUAGUUGACAAGCUGUUCGAAGGAUAUAACUGCACGAUUCUUGCCUAUGGCCAGACAGGAAGCGGCAAGACUUAUACGAUGGGCAGCGAGGAGACCGUACAAGACCUAGUGAGACCGACGGCGGGCAUCAUACCACGGAUGGUGCAGGAUAUUUUCCGUAAUAUUGAGCGAUCCUCGGAAUUCUGUUUUCGCUUGUCGUGUUCCAUGUUGGAGAUAUACAAUGAAAACGUGCGUGACCUUUUGGGUAGAAGGGACGCGCUUCAGAUCCGAGAAGAUGUCCAGCAGGGAAUUUUCAUUAAGAACCUUACAGAGAUUCCCGUGCAAAGUUUAAAAGAUACAUUGAUCUGUCUCGAAGAGGGCUGCAGAAACCGUAGUCAGGCACAGACAGCCAUGAAUUUAAAGUCAUCGAGGUCUCACGCAAUUUUUAUACUGAAUUUGAACAAAACGGCUGCUGACGAAAGUACGUCGGUCAAAGCUCGAUUAAAUUUGGUUGACUUGGCUGGUAGUGAACGUCUGAAAAAGACAUUGGCUGAGGGUGACCGUUUGAAAGAAGGAAUCAAGAUCAAUGAAGGCCUACUAGCCCUUGGCAAUGUCAUAGCAGCAUUGAUUGAUCACUCUUCGACCAAAGCGCACAUCCCCUAUCGAGACUCAAAGCUGACCAGGCUGCUACAAGGUACGAUUAAUUAUGAAACGUCCUUGACAAUUUGACU
Molecule: messenger RNA, 800 nt
Organism: Soboliphyme baturini
Lineage: Eukaryota; Metazoa; Nematoda; Enoplea; Dioctophymatida; Soboliphymatidae
Source: the annotation of a GenBank genome assembly